AUGACUGAUGCCAAAGACGGCGUUUCACUGUUCGAUCACGCGUCUGGCACUGCCGUUGCUCCUGCUGACGAUGCUCCUGCUCUCGACCGCUCACAACGAGUUCCACGCCAAGACCCCCCCCCCCCCCCCCCCUCGCUCUACUUCACUCUCUACUUCCUCGUCACCCGCCUCCCUGACACUCUUAGCUCGGUCAGGGACCAUUUCCUCGCCCUAGCCCCCACCACUCUCACUGUCGACGACUUCGAGAAGCACCUCCUAGCAGCCGAAAAGAACAUUCUCGCUGUAGGUGCUGCUCGUGGCACUCCCCGCACUCCCCUCUUUGAGGGAUGCUCCCCCUCCCCUCUUGCCCCCUCCUACGCCUCUGCUGCUGCUGCUGUCGACUUCCUUGGUGCUGAGAACGUCGCAGCUGCUUUCGCUCCUAGUGGGAAGCGCAACGGCUCCAAGGGAGGCAAUGGCGGCAAGGGUGGUGGACGUGGCGGUGGAGGGGGCGAUGGUGGAGGCGGCGGGGGAGGUGGAGGUGGUGGGGGUGGUCGUGGGGGUGGAGGUGGUGGUGGGGGCGGUGGUGGUGCCGGGACCAGUGGCGGUGGCAGCGGCAGUGGUGGCGGAUGGGGGAGUGGCGGUGGCGGCGGCGGUGGGGGCUGGGGGUAG
This is a messenger RNA of Closterium sp. Yama58-4, 648 nucleotides long. The record is from the annotation of a GenBank genome assembly. Lineage: Eukaryota; Viridiplantae; Streptophyta; Zygnematophyceae; Desmidiales; Closteriaceae.